Gasterosteus aculeatus aculeatus (three-spined stickleback) is the source of this 3050-nucleotide messenger RNA. RefSeq lists its product as uncharacterized. The record is from RefSeq and is a predicted model, not a curated record. Lineage: Eukaryota; Metazoa; Chordata; Actinopteri; Perciformes; Gasterosteidae.
ACCAUGCUGGAUCCGGAGAGCCAGUGGUCCGAGGCGUUAGCCAGCAACAACAUACGAGCCAUCAUCCGCUGGCUGCGGCGGCUCACUGCUGAAGGGGAGGCUCAUGUGAAAGAAACCCAACUGACUUUCAUCAUCUGGGUACAGAGGACAUCAGAGUUGGCUAAAAAGGAGCUGUUAACACUUUGUCUCAGCUGCAGCCAGGGCCUGUGGAUGUUUCUGGACCGCAGCUCUUUCCACAUGGUGCACACGCUGCUCCAGAGACUGAGCAACUUGCUCACCCUGGCCCAGUGGGCUAGAAGGCAGCAGGGUUCGGCCCACAUCUGGCACGUUAUGGGGGUCCCAUGUACGGUCUGCAGGGAUUCAUUCAGAUCCUCAGAAAACGGACAUGGCUGCUGGAGCCGAGAGCACGGGGCACUAAAGCAACACAUCUGGCUGGGGCGGCUGGUCCAGUGGUGGGCCAUCAUGGGUCUUCUGCCCAAGUACCCUGAUGCUCACGGGCUGAAACACAUCACACAGAUGUGGAAGGAAAUGGACCACAGCCACCGGAAAUCAUUAGAGACACCAGGGUCUUUGAUACAGGGUAUGGUCACUCAGCUGGACGGACAACGCGGCUGCAUUUGGACCUCUGAGGAAUCCACGGAGCCGUGCUAUCCUCCUCCUAAUCUACAGGCCCUGCUGAAGCUUGUGUUGGUGCCUCACAUGGACCACAAGUCAGUUCAAGCGAUCCUCAUGUACUUUGUCCUGGAUAUGGCGAACUUCCUGCAGUGCAAAGACGACCUCCUCCGAUCUUUUUGCCUCGCUUUCACUAUUUCCCGCAACUUUUCCCAACAAAUCAGGGCCUUCUGGAUGCUUGACCGUGGACACGUCAAGGCCUCCAUGGAGUUACUGCUGAGCCCCGGGGCUGCUGCACCCAGCCUCCCUUGGCAGCAUCGUUGCAUCAUCCGCUGUCUGCUAACAAGGAAGCGGCCUCAGCUGGCGCUAAGGUACCUCCGCUGGACCGGACCCGCGUUAGAGAGCACCGAGGACACCAAGCUCUGCACAGAUGUGCUGCUUCAAAACAGUCGCGUAUCUGAAGCCUGGGCUCUGCUGAGGAGAAGCAACGUGGAGCGUGACCACAUGGUCAUGUACUUCCUCCAGGCUUGUAAUGGGUUGGGUCUGUGUGCACAGGCUUUAAAGGUCAUCCCUGCACCAUAUAACGAUGAAGGGGACAUUAAAAAUGAAACUGCAAAAUCACAGUUGGCACUCAUGAAGAAAGCAGGAACAGCGCCGUGUCCACUGUCUGCCAAACUGUACCAGGCUCACAGAGUCACAACCGUGUCCCCAGAGGACCUGGUUCAACUAGUCAGGAAGGCGGUGAUAGGAGUGAGACAGCCACCUUCUAAAAUAAGUGAGGUGGUGUGGCCACAUCCCAGUGCGAGACAAUCCAACAGCAGAGAGACGUUUUUGUCAACGCCGGUUCUCCGUCUCCUCACAAAGGACGAUGCAGAGCGAGCACCACGCGCAGAUGAACCCAGAGACGAAAGGCCCGUCCACAAUCAGCGACCUCGGGCGCCGGAGCACAUUUCUUCUUCUUCUGGAGACCUGGGCUGCGAGUCUGUCCCCGUCAUCACCUCAGCCUCCUGCUCGCCUCCGUCGACGCAGGACCAUCCUUACGUGUACCAACGUACAUUGACUCUGCAGAGGAUCUCGUCUUUCCUCUCUGAGGGAGAGAACCAACACGGGGAGGAGGAGGAGGAGAAUGAGGAGGAGGUAGAAGAAGAAGGGAGCAGAACCCCUUCAUCAGCUGACGCCUUGUCAGAUUGCACUGAGAAGACGGUGACACUAGAUGGCGCCACACACCCUAUUUCUGUUAUCAACAACGACAUCGAGAUAGAGCUGGGGCUUCCUGCAGAAGAGAAAAUGGUCCGCUGUAAAGGAGAAGAAAUCAUCGUCAGUCCCCCAGAUGUCACCGAUCUGAGGAGUGCUGCGACGUCACUCAACCAAGAAGAGCAAUCGGCCUGCAUUCCCUCGCAUAGUUUCCGUCUCACUUUCAGUCAAGGCCUCUCCUGCGCCACGUCCCGAACUACGCAGGACCUGCCGACCGGCCCCCAUCUGAGCCCUCUGGCAGAGGAUCCUGUUGCCAGGAGCUCAAAGGCCUCAGCGGGGACUGGUCAGCAGGACGUAUCCCUUCUCUCCAGCACUGUUACACCCAAUCUGACCCCUAACCUGACCUGCAGCGUCAUAACCACCUCUGCUCCUGCUGGCACCGCCAGUGGAACCCCCCCGAAGGCCCAAUUAAAGAUGGAUGAGCCCCGUGCCGGGCACACAGCGGCCCCGCUCUCUCACGGCAGAGUGGGCAGAUGGCGGAAACGAGACCUUGAAACCUGCAGAGCUUCUUCUGGCCUUCCUCCUGCGCCAGCGCCAGGAGCAACUAUCGCAUCAGAUAGUUGGAGACCGUCUCUUGUAACAUGCCAACCAUAUUCCUGCAGUCUGGUCAACUUUGGGGACUUCAGUGUGAAGCUAAACGGAGACAGCAGAGAGGGCAAAAAGGCAGACAAAGAGGAGCCUGCAGGUUGCCACGGUGCCGUAAGAAGUGGAAGAAAAGGAAAACGAGGAAAGAGAGCAUGAAGAUUUAGCACAUCUCUGACACAGGGCAGUGGAGGACGUGUACUUUAUUCUCUAAGUCUUUUGAAAUGGUGGAUCCUUCUUUUGAUUCAGAAAUUAUUAUUUUUAUUAUUAUUUGAGUCUAAAUAUGAAUUUGAUUUAUUCAUUUAUAGCGUUCUUGUAGGGAUUAACUCACACCUGUAUUAAUUUACUGACUAUUUAUACUUCCACCUUGAAGUCAUCCAUCUCCCCUUCGACAGUGAUCAACUGGUCACAUCAUUUGGCUUCUCCUAUCAGAAAUCUCUGCUACUUGGGGAUAUCGUCCUGUCACACCCUUUUCCUUCCACUGUCAUACCACGUGUGAGAAAAACUCAAUAAUUAAUUCCUCAGGAAUUAUUGAUAAACCUAAAUUAUUAAAUCUAGAGUAUAUCUAAUCAAAACCCUGGUAAAAUAAAUGGUUUUGCUUG